Molecule: messenger RNA, 1448 nt
Organism: Branchiostoma floridae (Florida lancelet)
Lineage: Eukaryota; Metazoa; Chordata; Leptocardii; Amphioxiformes; Branchiostomatidae
Product: CST complex subunit STN1-like
Exons: 2
Coding region: 232-1317 (361 amino acids)
Biological process (GO): nucleotide-excision repair; double-strand break repair via homologous recombination; DNA replication
Cellular component (GO): DNA replication factor A complex; site of double-strand break; chromosome, telomeric region
Source: RefSeq, a predicted model, not a curated record
ACCAUUGGCUGUAUUGGCUUUAUUUGUCCAUUAGCUGUGAUACAAGAUGGAUACUACUAACAAGUAUAUCUAACAAAAUAGAUUUGUUUGAUUGUGUAAAGUUAACAGUAUUUAUUUCUUAUUUCUGAUACUCCACCAAAACAACCGGCACGAGCAGUGGCAGAGUCCCCAUCCACUCUCCAGAGAUCUCCAGGAGUCCACAAGGAGAAGUCCCUCCCUUACCUCCCACAGAUGUACUGGGGGCUGGAUCCUCUGCACCGCGCCUACGUCAAGAUGUUUGUCCGAGAUGUCUUAGAAAUGGACACCUAUCCCGGCCACCCCGCGAUGAACGUGUUUGCCUACAGGAACCAUCCAGUCAGCCGUGUGGACCUGCUGGGCUGGGUGGUGAGGGUGGAGGAGAGGGAGAAACUGUUUAACUAUGCCAUCGAUGACGGAACAGGUGUGAUUGGCUGCACCUGCUGGAAACCCAGAGUCCAGUCCACUACAGGUGAAGAUUCAAUGGAUGAUACUGAUUAUUCCACAACUGGAGCAUCAACAUCCGCUGACUCAGCAGAAAAGGAGUUUGCGGAUUUCUUAGCCCUAAAGAGGCGGGAGAUUAAGAAAUGUGUCCGUCAGCUGAAGCAGCCGGCGAGACUUGGAGACCUGUUACAUGUGCGGGGACGAAUCAAGUUGUACCGUGGUCGGAGGGAAGUUGGCGCAGCAUAUUUCCGCCACGUUGACGACCCAACAUGCUCGAUAGAGAUCAACAGGACGAUGAAGCAGCUCCAGUUGUAUCAGGACUUCUACGAUGUACCAUUCCAGAGAGGGAAUGGGGACAGUGGUGACUGUACAGGGGCAGGGGUUGUGAAAUCCCUGCAAGACGCCAUUGCAGACUUUCUCAACACAAGCAGCACUGUCUUAAAUUUUGAAAUCAAGGAGCUUGCCACAGUGGACAGUCUUAUGGCCGUUGUAGAGAAGGCACGAAAGGAAAACGAGUCUGCGAUGACGGCGAAACAAGUCAACUCUCUCUUUACUCAGGCAGUUGGGGGUCUAGAGGACCUGGGUUUGGUGUACAAAAGGACCGACAAGGACAACCUGUAUGUGGUUGUUGACAGGGAUGAGACCCUGGAGUCAAAUGUCUUGGAAAUUGUGAGGCGAGAGAGUCAGAAUCCAAAGUACUCGGAGUCAGGGUGCCACUAUCGGCAUGUGCUGGACUGCUUACGGACCAACCCCAGGUUUUCUGGUGUCGGCCCCAACGUUGUGGUUCACAUCUUAGACAAGCUGGAGUCACAGAGUGACGUCAUCAGCACGUCAGAGAACUACUAUAUAGCAUUCUAGUUAGGCUUUUAGAUAGAAUAGAAUAGCUUACCUAUCAAUCUCCUUGUAUAUGACUUACUGCAUUUAGCCCCAAGGGUGCAUGAAUAUGCAUUAAACUUCAAUAUCAAUAUCAAUAAAGACAAAAAUGGAAA